AUGAGCAGUGACCAUGAAAUUGCUCUUCUCCGCAAACAGAAAAACACCGCCAUUGAGAACUGUGAUUUCCAGCAAGCAAAAUCUAUAGACCUUCAAAUUCAGAAGCUUUUGGACGCUAAAAAUCAACAGAAUAACCAGGCAAAUUUAACUAAAGCUCUUCUUACAUAUAAUAUCGAAAAAGAAAAUAUUAAAAUACAAGCUUCCGAAAUGUAUAAUGAAUAUUACAAUCAAGUUUAUAAAGCUAAAUCCCGUUUUCAGAAAAGAAGGAAUCUCUUACAGCAGUCGCAUGCUAAUGCAUUAGCCAAGCUAGCUGAAGAGUAUGCUAAGGAACUUGAAGUCGAAACAACCCGUGCUAUUCCAGAAGCUGAUACUCGAAAGAAUCAAGCACAGAUUCGCGCAAGGAAUCAGGAAUACGAUGUAGCUGACGCAUUGUUCAAAGAGUCACAGCAGAUCAGGCAGCAAAUACUCCAAUCUAGACAGGACGCCGUCCACAAGAAAUAUAACGAAUUAAGGACAGCUUUAGAGGCAAAGAAUAAAUCCGAGGACGAUCUAUGCGAUAAGAAAGAAAAGCAAGUUUUCACUGAAAUUCAGACAAAUUAUAAUAAUGAAAUUGAUAAGCUUGAUAAGACUCUCCAAGCGAGAUCCUUAAGACUAAAUGUACCACGUGGUGAAGACGAAGCUGAAAUGUUCAGACCUCUUUUCACAGAAGACGAAAUAAAGGAAAUUCAGCCAUUAUCACCAGUUCUUCGAACACCACUAUCUCCAAAAACAUCACCAUUAUCUCCGAAAUUACAAUCACCAAGACCUACAAGCAGAGUUUCUCAAAAUUCUACACCUAGAGCUAAUCGCACUACUCCAACUCGUUCUACGAACUAA
This is a messenger RNA of Trichomonas vaginalis G3, 876 nucleotides long. RefSeq lists its product as uncharacterized. The record is from RefSeq and is a predicted model, not a curated record. The transcript has a single exon. NCBI's taxonomy places the organism in Eukaryota, Parabasalia, Trichomonadida, Trichomonadidae. The coding region runs from base 1 to 876 and encodes 291 amino acids.